Messenger RNA from Paramecium octaurelia, 616 nucleotides. NCBI's taxonomy places the organism in Eukaryota, Ciliophora, Oligohymenophorea, Peniculida, Parameciidae. The record is from the annotation of a GenBank genome assembly.
AUGGAUAUUGUAUGCAAAAUUGCAGCACUAAAUUCUCAUGGUAAAUCAUCAAGUAUCUCAAACAUGAUGGCAAGUCCUUUUUCAACGAAUACUCCAUAAACUUGUAGUUCUGUUUUGUAAUUUGUUCCCUUGAUCCAAUCAUCUGUUAAAAAAUAAGAAAUGAAAAAAUUUAUUUUAAAGGAGAGAAGAGAAUAUGAUAAAAAAAAACAAAUUGUAGAAUCAGGUUAAUUAACUUAAAGAGGCAUGACCAAAUAUCUCAAACCAAAUAGUAAUUCAAUAUAUCAUUAAAGGGUUGAAAUGGUAAAAAAAUGAAUUAAGACUUUGUGAUACAACAAUAGAGACAAAAUUAAAAAUUGCUGAUUUAAUAUUGAAUUUAAAAGGAGGAUAAUCUAGAAAGGAUAUCUUAAUAGAAAGGAUCUAAACUUAGAUUGAAAGCCCAAGACCGAUUUUCAGCUAGAAAACAAUUAAGAGUGAACAUAAUAUAUAACAAUUCAUGGAUAGAAUAAAGUCUUAAACUAUCCCUUUUAAAUUAAGAUCAGAUGCUUAAUCUCCCUCGAAAAUUAAUCAAUCUCAAAAAAUUAUCGAAAAUUUUAAAACUAUAUGUAAAACAGAAUGA